ACUAAGAGAGGAGCAAUCGGGAGUGAGAUCAUGUGAGAGUCCACGCGUCGAAAAGUGGGUUAGCAGGGUAGACUGAGCGAAAGGCAGUCAGAAAGAAAAGGGGGGUAGAGUACUGAAACCUUGCAAGCCAAGCUAAAACACGGUGUGAGCAUUCUGUCAAAAGUUACCGAAAUAUUUCAUCGCGAGAAACAGGAUAACAUGCAACUUAAACAGACGAAGUUAUUGGCAUUUGAUUACACGUCGCAAGAUUAUUGUCCUUGUUUUUCGACAAAUAUUUUGUUAGACUACAUUUUAUUAGGUUAAAAAAAGUUUUCUUUUGCGUGCCAGCAAAUGCAAGUCUUUCAACAGUUUGACAUUUGUAUUUACUUACGACCUAUAUGAAGUCCAGUUUAUUGAUCCAGAAACGGUAAACAUUCAACAUGCGAGCUCAAAUAGAAGUCAUACCCUGCAAGAUCUGUGGGGACAAAUCCUCAGGAAUCCACUAUGGUGUUAUUACCUGUGAAGGCUGCAAGGGGUUCUUCCGCCGCAGCCAGCAAAACAAUGCCAUGUACUCGUGUUCCCGGCAGAGGAACUGUCUCAUAGACCGAACCAACCGCAACCGCUGCCAACAUUGCAGACUGCAGAAGUGUUUGGCGUUAGGCAUGAGUCGGGAUGCUGUGAAGUUUGGCCGUAUGUCUAAGAAGCAGCGCGACAGCCUUUACGCUGAGGUCCAGAAGCACCAGAAGAACCAGGAGUGUCUGAACCAUGGUUUGUCCCUGUCCAGGGAAGAUGCGUCUGGUGGAGACAGCGAGGGGGACAGGCAGGGCGAACUUAGUCGCUCCUACAGCAGCAGGGGCUCCAGCUCCACCUUGAGCGAUCUGGAUGACAUUGCGGUGCUCCCUGAACUGUUCGACCUGCCCUUGACCCCGGAGGAGGCCAAUGAGUACUGCAGCCUGGAGCCGCUGGGAGGCCACGGCGGGAGCACCGGGAAUGCCUCCAACUCCUCGUCGUCCUCGUCCACCUCGUCCAAUCAGAAUUCUCCUCAGCAAAAUCUGCUGGAUGUCACCGACGCCAACGGGAUCAAGCACGAGUACCAGAUGUUGUCGCUCCCACAGGGCACCCUGCUGGAGCCGCGGCCGGACGACUGCACGCUCAUGGAUAUAGAGCGGAUCACCCAGAGUAUUGUCAAGUCCCACCUGGAGACGAGUCAGUACAGCUCUGACCAGCUGAAGAGGCUGGCGUACAGUGGUCUGCAGUAUUCAUCUGAGGAGACCCGCAACUUCCAGUGCAAGUCAUCAGAGUCCAUGUGGCAGCAGUGUGCCCAUCACAUCACCAAUGCCAUUCAGUACGUGGUGGAGUUUGCCAAACGCAUCACAGGCUUCAUGGACCUGUGUCAGAACGACCAGAUUAUCCUACUCAAAGCAGGCUGCUUGGAGGUGCUGCUGAUUAGGAUGUGCAGGGCGUUUAAUGUUAAUAACAACACCAUCUUCUUUGAUGGCAAGUUUGCAUCCGCCCAGUUCUUCAAAGCCCUCGGUUGUGAUGACCUUGUCAGUGCAGUGUUUGACCUGGCUAAGGGUCUCUGCCGCCUGCAGCUGAGUGAUGAGGAGAUGGCUCUAUUCAGUGCCGCUGUUCUCCUUUCCCCAAAUCGACCAUGGCUGACAGACAGACAGAAGGUACAGAAGCUACAGGAGAAAGUCUACCUGGCUCUGCAACACAGUCUGCACAUGAGUGGGGCUGCCGACGAGAAACUAGACAAGAUGGUUUCCAAGCUGCCGAUGAUGAAGUCAAUCUGUAAUCUCCAUAUCGACAAGCUGGAGUUUUUUCGUCUUGUCCACCCUGAGACUGCAUACAGCUUUCCUCCACUCUACAGGGAAGUGUUUGGGAGUGAGAUCUCUCUCCCCGACUCUACAAACGGCUCUUAAAUGGAUGGAGUGAAUGUCUUAGAGAGAGUGAUAAUGAGAGGUAGCGGGCAGAUGUGAGGAAGCGCAAGGAGAGAUUGAGUGAGGGAAAUAAAUACUGACCUCA
Esox lucius (northern pike) is the source of this 2004-nucleotide messenger RNA. Its product is annotated as nuclear receptor ROR-beta-like. Gene Ontology annotation, molecular function: RNA polymerase II cis-regulatory region sequence-specific DNA binding; zinc ion binding; nuclear receptor activity. The record is from RefSeq and is a predicted model, not a curated record. Gene Ontology annotation, biological process: regulation of transcription by RNA polymerase II. The transcript is spliced from 9 exons. NCBI's taxonomy places the organism in Eukaryota, Metazoa, Chordata, Actinopteri, Esociformes, Esocidae. Bases 420 to 1901 code for a protein of 493 amino acids. Gene Ontology annotation, cellular component: nucleus.